AUGGCUUCAUUACCAUCAACAAAUGAUCGGUCUUCCUACAGUGACAAACAGGUCGUGGCGAGCAUGGACCAUGGCAAAGAAGUUGUCGCAACCACCCAGCCUUAUCCCGACGCGUACACAUAUGCUAAUCCCAACAAUACCAACAAUGAUAGCUCAAGAGGCGGAGGAGACGGAGGUCUUGAGGUUGUUAACGAUCUCCUUGCGAGCGAUAAUGCGAGGCCAGCGUGGUCCGGACAGAAUCCAAAACGGAGGAUAUGUGGGCUCAGCAGGAGGGCUUUUAUAAUUGUGAUCGCAGUUGUGAUGGCAUUGGCUGUGGCUGCCAUCAUCGGAGGCAGUGUGGGAGGCGCGCUUGCCAGUAGAAAUAAUUCAGGGAGCUCUCAAGGUCAGGCUGAUGCUGUAGAGUCGAGCAGCACGUCUGCAGCGACCACGCAGACCACCGCAACAGCAACCAGCACAACACCGACUACUACGAGUACAAACGAGCCGGUGAUCCCCCCAACCAUCUCAUCGUCGUCGGUAUCCUCGAGCAGGACCUCCACCUCCACCUCCUCUGCCGCGACACCCACUUCCUCCGAAGGAAGCUACAACUGCCCCUCAGACAACAACAAAUCUUACGUCUCCUCCCUACUGAGCGAUGCAACCUGGACUAUCCUCUGCGACACAGACUGGCCGGUGGGCGUCGACAGCUUCAGCGGAGGAACUGUAGAGGACAUCACUGCCGUGGUGGCGUACAGCAUUGAAUCUUGCAUCGACCAAUGUGCUGCAUACAACGUUGCUGGCGGCCCUUGUGGGGCGGUUGUUUACGGCGCCAAUAUUACCCUUGCACUUAGCAGGGGCGGGGUCCAAGGCAAUUGCUUUUUAAAAAGUGAACGCGGAGCAGAGAAUAUUUUUGAUAAUAGCGGGCAGGUAGAGGCUGCGUAUCUAUCCUCGCAAUAA
Cladophialophora yegresii CBS 114405 is the source of this 936-nucleotide messenger RNA. RefSeq lists its product as uncharacterized. The record is from RefSeq and is a predicted model, not a curated record. NCBI's taxonomy places the organism in Eukaryota, Fungi, Ascomycota, Eurotiomycetes, Chaetothyriales, Herpotrichiellaceae. The transcript is spliced from 2 exons. The coding region runs from base 1 to 936 and encodes 311 amino acids.